GCGGGGCGUCCCCGGCGGCCGCCGCCGCGCCGCCACUGGCCCCGCCCCUAUAUAAGGGGCGGCCUCAGCGCGGCCCCGACCGCGGCCGUCGCGUCUCCCGCACCGACCCGACCUGCGCUCGGGCACCAUGGCAGACCAGUCUUUUGUGACUCUAGCCACAAAUGAUUCAUAUGUGAAAGGAGCACUGGUACUUGGUUCAUCCUUGCAACAGUAUAGAACAACAAGGAAGCUGACUGCACUCAUAACUCCUCAGGUCUCAGAUCUUAUGAGGAGAGUGCUGGAAAAAGUCUUUGAUGAAGUCAUAUUGGUAAAUGUCUUGGAUAGUGGGGAUUCAGCACACUUGGCGUUAAUGAAAAGACCUGAGUUGGGUGUCACACUAACAAAGCUUCACUGCUGGGAACUGACGCAGUUUUCAAAAUGUGUUUUCAUGGAUGCAGACACAAUGGUUUUGUCAAAUAUAGAUGAGCUUUUUGAGAGAGAAGAGCUAUCUGCAGCACCAGAUCCAGGCUGGCCCGACUGUUUUAAUUCAGGAGUUUUUGUUUAUCGACCUUCCAUUGAAACAUACAGUCAGCUGUUACAGUUUGCCACAGAGAAAGGCAGCUUUGAUGGUGCAGAUCAGGGGUUAUUAAACACCUUCUUCAGCAGCUGGGCAACAACAGACAUGAGCAAACAUCUACCGUUUAUUUAUAAUUUGAGCAGCACUUCUGUAUAUUCCUACCUUCCAGCAUUUAAAGCGUUUGGUGCAAAUACUAAGGUGGUGCAUUUCCUGGGAAGCACAAAGCCGUGGAACUAUACAUACGACUCCAGAACAAAAAGCAUAAAGGGCAACAUGGAUGACCCUAAAAUAGUUCACCCAGAAUUCCUCAACAUGUGGUGGGAUACCUACAUAGCUGAUGUUUUACCAUUACUAGAACAGCAUGGAAUUGUUAAAGAAACUACUACAGGGGUAAAUAUGCUAUCGGGCUUGGUCUAUACUCUGGCUUUCUCUUGUGGCUUCUGUAGAGAGGCAGAAGUUACAGAGGCAGUGUCCCACGUAUCAGUAUCACCACUAUUACCAACUGAAUCUUCAGAAGAACGCAAGGAACGGUGGGAACAGGGCCAAGCUGACUAUAUGGGAGUGGAUUCCUUUGACAACAUCAAGAAGAAACUUGAUACCUACCUUCAGUAGAAGUGCCUGUCUCAAACAGUGGUGAUGCAAGGACUUGUUCCAGAACUAACAGCUAGAAAGGUAUAGAUGGUGGUCAGUUACACUUGCUAGUAGCUUGAGGAAAACUUCUUGGCUGAAGGCCUCUGCAGUGCUACAGAUGAAGACUGAGCAAAAGCUAGGAAGCAGAAUCCUUGGGCCACCUAUUACUGCCCAAUUUCCAAUUCUCCAUACUAGAUAAAGCCAGGUAUUUUCAGCUUAAAUUUCUUCUGUUUUGAUCAAUUGGCUCAGCAUAUUCUUUAAACUGGGUUUGUUACCUCACCUCAUUAGGUGAUUAGCAUUGAUUCCUUUGCUUGCUGUUUUAGAUGUAAAAUCUAAUUCAUGGGAUUGCUCAUACACUGGAGUGGUAGCCAUUCUGCUUUACCAUAAAUGUAUUAAUGACACUGGAUACAUACAGUUGUAACAGUAAUAGCACUGCUUUGCUCUUCCAGUCACAAUUGCACUGAAAUUUUGACCAGGUUCUUACGCACAGUGCCUGCAGCAUGGCAGAAUGCGUUUUUCAGUUCUGUAUACUAUGGGACUAGUAAACUGAGUUUUAUCUGUUUCUUGCAAUGUUGCACUUGAUACAAAAAUAAAAAGUUGUCAUGCAUUUCUGUCUUCCCUAAACUCUUGAGCAAUUAAAAAAGGAGCUCUAAAGCAGUCUAACUAAAAUAUUCAACAGGUAUAAAUAUCACUUAAGCUUUGCUGAUGCUACUCAAGCUCUCAUUAGCAAAAGUCCAGCUCUCAGUUCGUAAUUAUUUAGAAGUACUUAGUCAUUUGCUAGGGAAUUGUUUAGGGCCAAUCCCCGUAUUAACUUGACAUAUAUAUAGGACAGGGCACAUGAGGAAGUACUUGCUGAAGCUGUUUACAUUAGUAACUUGAAGUUUGGGAAGAAGGCAUCCUUCUUUCAAGUGACUAAAGAAACACCAUCCCUAAUGUAAGCCCUGUACACUGAACUUAGUCAUAAAAACAACUGUGCUACUACUUUGGCAAAGAAGGAUUACAUAGCUGCUUAAGUAACUGUACCUACCCUGGUAAGGAAAACUACUCUUUCCAUGUAUAAAGACAGUAAAAGAAAGUGCUUUUUUUGCCACACUCGGGCUACACGUACUCCAAGACACAUGGAAAAGCAGUAAAAAUAAAGCAUGCUGAUGACAGACAGAGAUUGGCUGUCAUCUGUACUAAGGUUUUCUAUCCUUCAGUCUAAAAUCUAAACAGAACAAAAUCAGCGUAUUUUUGACAGCUGUACCUUGCACAAAUCCAGAAACACUAAGAAAAUAUUACUUCCUUAUUUCCUAGUAAAGGAGGAUUUUGGCUGGAAUUUAGUGAUGGUGUUAAAUCUUGAGCCUAGAGAUAAAAUAAAUGAUCAACAAGCUCUCACCAUUUGCUGGUAAAGCAGAAGACAUAAUAUGAACAUAAGGGUUGGUCUAUUUUAACUUGUUUUCACUACUUAAUUCCUCUAUGAUUUAGUUUUUCACCAUUUAGAAAAAAUGCUAAGAUGAGGUCCAAACCAAAGUAGCUUGUAGCUACUUAAAAGAACAUAGUCUCUGAACUCCAGGUUGUAACUAGCCCUUUCCUGUAUGAGUUUUUCUUUUGCUGUGUUUUUUUUUUUUUUUUGUUUGUUUGUUUUUGUUUUUUUUUAACAGAUAAAUUUGAAGUUGUGUGAAAGCAGUAGGGAUUUGUAGUUACAGUCUGUAAUGACAAAAGUAUACUUUAUCAAACAAAUAUUGGAGAGUUCUGCAUACUCAAGACUCAAAAACUACUCUAUGGAAAAUGGUAAAAUACUCCUUUUAAGCCAAAUAGUCUAAAUUGUCCUCCCCUUGUCUGUAUUCAUACUGAAGAGUAGCGACAUUACUUCUUUUUAAGCUUAGUUGGAGAGAACCAACAAGGUAUUAUUAUUACCUGCCUGAAAAUUUGGUUUAGCAUGUACGUUUCAUUACGUUAAUACAAUAAGAUAAGGAGAGAUGCUGAAUAAGAUGAAAACCAGCAUGUUUUGGGUUAAAAAUAUAGUUAGUGAAGAAAGAUAACCUGUGAAAAGAAUUCUGUUGUAGCCUCUGUAACUCAUAUUAUGAUCAAGUGUUUACCACAGCCUCAGGAAAGGUAUGACAUCUAUACGAAAUUCUAUGCAGUUUAUUUUCAAUAAAAUUACCUUUAUAUCAUUA
Motacilla alba alba is the source of this 3345-nucleotide messenger RNA. It is a transcript of the gene GYG1, whose product is annotated as glycogenin 1. Gene Ontology annotation, molecular function: glycosyltransferase activity. NCBI's taxonomy places the organism in Eukaryota, Metazoa, Chordata, Aves, Passeriformes, Motacillidae. Gene Ontology annotation, cellular component: cytoplasm. The transcript has 8 exons. The record is from RefSeq and is a predicted model, not a curated record. The coding region runs from base 128 to 1168 and encodes 346 amino acids.